This is a messenger RNA of Engraulis encrasicolus (European anchovy), 1604 nucleotides long. It is a transcript of the gene elp5, whose product is annotated as elongator acetyltransferase complex subunit 5. Gene Ontology annotation, cellular component: elongator holoenzyme complex; cytosol; nucleus. The transcript is spliced from 8 exons. The record is from RefSeq and is a predicted model, not a curated record. Gene Ontology annotation, biological process: tRNA wobble uridine modification. Bases 180 to 1070 code for a protein of 296 amino acids. NCBI's taxonomy places the organism in Eukaryota, Metazoa, Chordata, Actinopteri, Clupeiformes, Engraulidae. Gene Ontology annotation, molecular function: tRNA binding.
UUUCUAGAGCAACCCCCAGAAAUUUAAACAUGGACACCAACAUGUCUCUAGACUGGAAGUGGGGGCAUUAGUUAGAUAAAUAUAUUCUGUUUAUCGUGACAUAGACUUCGAUAAAAUUGUCGCGCGUUCGAGAUAGAUGGUAGAUGUAGCUGGCAAGCUACACUACGUCGACCUAGACCAUGUUGUUGGAUGUGUUACAGGGAGCAGAAGCUGGGUCUUUCAUCAUUUUCAGAGACUCUGCCAUUUGCCCUGGUCAUCGUCUCCUUAAGAGUUACGUCCAUGCUGCUCUGAAAAGGGAAGAUGUGGUCCAUGUUUUGGAAUUUGAAACCAGUGAGGGGGAACUGACCGCUGGAUUGGAUGCCAAUUGUGCCCAGAGGCUGCAUGUCCACAGUGGAUUUGUGGACCCAUUGGGCUGGAUCCAGCGCUCAUCUUUCACUGUUCAUCAGUUCACGUCUCAGGACAUAUCAGCCCUGCUCUCAUCUAAACCUCAGUCAAAGCCUGUUUUGUUAGUCAUCGACUCCCUGUCUUGGCUGAUGAGACACAUAGAUCCUGUAGUCAUAUGCAAACGACUCCAGGAGAUAAAGAGAGGGGGAGCUGUUAAGAGCAUCGUAGGACUCCUGCAUGCCGACCUGCACCAAAGUGGCGUGGUGGCCAGCGUGUGUAAUUUGGCCUCGACGGUCAUUUCUCUGACACCAAGGACCAAUGGACAGUGGGUGUUGGCUCGGACAACAAAACGAACCAAAUCAGGAAAGGUUCUCCAAGAGGGGGAACUUUUUAGUAUCCAGGAGGAUCUGAGCGUGACUGUGCAUAGCAAAGUGAGUCACACUACAGUGACGCAGCCAGAGACGGACACUGUCGAGGGCAACCCGGCAGCCAACCUGACCUUUAACCUCCAUCUAUCAGAGAUGGAGAGAGAAGCGAGAGAGAAGUUGGCUUUGCCUUUUGUCUUCAGUCAAGAAAAGAAGUCGGCUCUGUUGAAUGCUGGACAAGGUGCAGGUCGAAUUCUUUAUGAGCCAGACGCAAACGAUGACUUUGACCAGGAGGACCCUGAUGAGGACCUGGAUGUGUGAGAGUCAGGGGAUGAACAGAGAGAAGAAAUGUGUUAUUAUUUUUUAUAUUUGAAAUAUUCUCAUCACCAGUCAGGUGUGUAUCAGCAGUGCCGUGUGGAUGAUGGCUGUACCAUGAACACUGUGCCAUGUACUGUGUGACCAGGGCUCUAAAUUAACACCCGCUAACCGGCCAAAUGCUAGUGAAAGUUUACUUUAGAUGGUAGGAAAUAAAACUUACUAGCCAUUCUGACACAUUAGUAAAUGUGCUUUUGGCUAGUAAGAUUAACAUCUGCUAGCCAUUUCGGCAGGUGAUGGAAAAAAGAUAAUUUUGAGCCCUGACUGUGACCCACAAACACUAUGCCACCAAGUGCUGUUAAUGAAGACUAUUGAAUUCCCUGGAAGACUAAUGUCAUUACAGCCGCGCUAAAUGAGGCUGCACUUAAUAUCCAAGCUCUGGCCAUUAUUGACUUGUCUAAUCAAUGUGUCUGUUAUUGGUACCCAGAUUAAAUAUUAGUAUUAUUAAAUGACUUUGUUGAAAGCCUUAUACAAGUUGAA